AUGAAAAUACCGGAGAAAAGCCGCUUUCUAAUUUAUGCCUUGGGAAUAUUCUUUUGCUAUUUCCUCUAUGGCAUUGUCCAAGAGAAAAUAACGCGUGGACGUUAUGGCCAACAGGCCAAUGAAGAUGGCACGGUGGGUGAAAAGUUCACCUAUGCCUUGGCUCUGGUGUGGGUGCAGUGUUUAUGUAAUUUUAUUUUUGCCAAGGGCAUGCUGACGGUCAAACCACAAAAGGAAGACACCACUCCCCGGAGUUAUUAUGCCAUCAGUGCAUUGACAUACCUUUUGGCCAUGGUUUCCUCAAAUAUGGCAUUGCGUUGGGUACCCUAUCCUACACAGGUUGUGGGUAAAUCUGCUAAGCCCAUACCCGUAAUGAUAUUGGGUGUAUUGAUUGGACGUAAAUCCUAUAGCUGGAUACGUUAUAUAUGUGUACUGACCAUUGUUGUGGGGGUGGUGUUGUUCAUGUACAAGGAGAGUAAGGCCCCAGCUGUGGCGGCCACUGACAAAACUGGAUUGGGUGAAUUGCUGCUCAUACUCAGUUUGUCUAUGGACGGUUUAACGGGUGCCGUACAAGAACGUAUGCGUUCCUCAAGUGCCCCUUCUGGGCAGCAAAUGAUGUUUGCCAUGAACUUUUGGAGUACUCUGAUGUUGGGCUUUGCCAUGAUUGUGACAGGUGAAGGCAAAGAAUUCAUACAUUUCGCCAGCCGCCACCCUGAGUUGUGGGGCCAUAUGGCCAUGUUGGCACUGUGUGGUGCCUUGGGUCAACUAUUCAUUUUCCUAAUGGUUUCUGGUUUUGGCCCGUUGGCAUGUUCUGUUGUCACCACCACCCGUAAAUUCUUUACCGUACUCUGUUCUGUGGUGUUGUUUGGUAAUGUCUUAUUGCCACGUCAAUGGUUUGGCGCUGUUCUGGUAUUUGCCGGCCUCUUUGCCGAUAUGUUCUAUGGUAAGAAACCUCCAGCAUCAAAUAAGAAACCCCUUCCAAAAGACACCGAGGAAAAGAAGAAGUUAAUAUCAUAGAAU
This is a messenger RNA of Musca vetustissima, 1017 nucleotides long. It is a transcript of the gene meigo, whose product is annotated as solute carrier family 35 member B1 homolog. Lineage: Eukaryota; Metazoa; Arthropoda; Insecta; Diptera; Muscidae. The coding region runs from base 1 to 1014 and encodes 337 amino acids. Gene Ontology annotation, biological process: UDP-galactose transmembrane transport. Gene Ontology annotation, molecular function: UDP-galactose transmembrane transporter activity; UDP-glucose transmembrane transporter activity. The record is from RefSeq and is a predicted model, not a curated record. The transcript has 3 exons. Gene Ontology annotation, cellular component: endoplasmic reticulum membrane; Golgi membrane.